Molecule: messenger RNA, 1935 nt
Organism: Hydatigera taeniaeformis
Lineage: Eukaryota; Metazoa; Platyhelminthes; Cestoda; Cyclophyllidea; Taeniidae
Source: the annotation of a GenBank genome assembly
GUGCUCAAUUACUGCCCAAAAGACAUGAAAGCAGAUUUGUGUAUCCACUUGAAUCGAAUGGUCUUCAACGAACACCCAGCCUUUCGUCUCGCCUCUGAUGGAUGUCUGCGUUCACUGGCAGUCAAUUUCAAUACCCUUCACACCGCUCCUGGUGACUUGAUUUUUCAUCAGGGUGAAAGCAUUGAUCAACUCUGCUUCGUGGUCACAGGAUCUUUGGAGGUCAUUCAAGACGACGAAAUUGUUGCGAUUCUUGGUCGUGGAGAUGUUUUUGGCGAGCCAUUCUGGAAGGAUCCCAACAGAAUGAGUCACUCCUCGGCUACAGUUCGCGCUCUCACUUAUUGCGACCUGCAUUACAUAAAAAAAGACCGACUUCUGCAUGUUCUUGACUUCUACACAGCUUUUGCUAACAGUUUUGCCCGGAACCUGGUCCUCUCGUACGACCUCAAGACACGAUUGAUAUUUCGGAAGUUGGAGGAUGUUCGGAGGGAACGUGAGCUAGCAGAGCACAGGACAAAUGAAAACUACCUCUCUGAGUUGACAGCUGAUCAUCCUGUGCGGCGGAUGAUCCACCGUUUCCGUAAAAUCGGCACUGCCAACGCGAAUGCGGCGGCAGUGGCGGCUGCAACCUCCACUGGUGGAAGUGGUGGCGGUGGCGGAAGUAACAAAAGCGUAGGUGGAGAGGGCGGUGAGGGCAGUGGAGGAAGUGAAGAACGCUCCAGCCUCGUUCCCGGUGUUGUUGUUGCUCCCCAAAGGCGGAAGUCAAUAGGAGGCCUUGAACUCAUCGACCCAGCUCCCGAACCCACAACCACUAAUUCCGCCAGCAUGUGGGCUCGUCUGAAGAUUGGUGGUAGCACAGCAAACAGUGGGGGCAAUGGUGGUGGAUGGGGUGAGAAAAGCGAGGUUUCCGGAGAAACACAGUCCGAAAACCUAACCCACGUUAAUCCACCAACGGCUUCGAAUAAACCGUCAUUGUCAAGUACAGAUCUCCAAAUGAAGCGUACCCUCCAUUCACAAACCAUUGCUGAGGUGGACGAAUCUAUUACAGGGAAGACAAUUAAAGCAGAGACGUUGUCACCUGUGAUUGAAAAAAAAAUUCAGUCUGUAUUGGACGCGAUCACCUCAAUGAGGUUGUCAGUGAUUGAAGAGAUAACAGCGGUAAAUCGAAGAAUUGAUAUGAUUGAUGAUCAUCUAUUGAAGCUUUACGAAGCAGUUGGAAAGGUGAUUGAGAACCAGAAAACACGAACCCAUCAGCCUAGCGAGUCCGAUGGGACAGAAUCUGUUUCCAGUAUCCUCCGACUCUUUCGUAAGGGCAGUCCUCCUACUAAGGAGCGUGUACUGCGGAAAACUUAUCCCAACUUUGUUGAAAUGCAACACCUCCCUUCUUCCCAUAACAGACGUUCCACUGUGGCAUUGGGGAUUUCCAAGAAGGGAAGGGGAGUCAAGUCCUCGAAAGUUGGCCCCACAAUGACGGAGACUGAACUAAACCAGACACGUAUGGACGACCCCUUGGUAUUUCAUGACAGAUGUGCCAAUGAUAGAACCUCGGGUUACCUUCGAACUCCAAAAGUCAACCAUUCCACUCGUCGAUCACCCUCAUAUGGGGGAAGUCGAUUUAAUAAUCGAUCCCCAGUACAGUCCCGAGGUUACGAAGUGCUGCUUGGUUCAGGAGAUGGUCUCUCCUCACUUAGCACGCUAGGCGGUGACGAUUUAGAGGAAGAGGUGGACUUUCAGGCACGAGCGCAGUCAACAACAGUUCCCUUACAACCCCAACCCUCUCUGUCGCAUCUGCCGCCAUCAAGGCGUUCUAACAGUGGUAAAUCCCUUCACACACAAGAAUCUUCUUCACGAAACAGUGACUCUAAACGUGAUACUGUGGUCCGCAGCUCUUCAAGCAAGGGUACUGGUACGGAGUACGGAAAGAUAUCUCUGCUUUAA